Coregonus sp. 'balchen' is the source of this 17065-nucleotide messenger RNA. NCBI's taxonomy places the organism in Eukaryota, Metazoa, Chordata, Actinopteri, Salmoniformes, Salmonidae. The record is from the annotation of a GenBank genome assembly.
AUGGCCUGCCCCUGGUCUCCCGGGCCUCUGCCCCAGUGUUGUGACCAGGUGUGAAUGAUCCCUAAAUGAGCAAUCGCACACCUCGGACAAUGUCAACCUCCUCUGAAGGUCCAAUUUGGCAGACCCAAGUCUUUUCUGAGUUAAUUCACUGCUCUGUGAUAAGAAGUGGUUCUUGAGAGAUGCUUUAAUGGGAAAACAAUCUUUUGUCAGAGCAGAGGCAAGGAAUAUUUGUUCCUCAACAUUCUGCUAAUUAUAUAAUUGGAGACAGGGCAUGGAAAUAAGAUCAAUUAAUUGAUAAUGAUUUGUUCAUGAAUUUCAACUAAUUUCCUUAACUGACUCCAACCCUGACUAGCUUUAGCCUACGUGACGCUAUUGGUUUAGGAUAGGAAGGCGGAGAUGCUGGACACUAUAUACUAGACACUACCGACAUAGGGGUUGAUACGACUGUCAUUUGCCUCCCUUUCCUAAGCGUAAGCUUAUCUCUGAAUGAGAUGUCUAGUCUGAGUGCUUUAAGAGGAUCGCACCCGAUUCCAAGGUUGGCUGCCAGCAAAGAAAACCUCUUAAGGGCUCUACACAGUCUACGCAAACAGAGCUGACGGAUGUUCCUUUGCGUCGCUCUCUACGUAGUUAUACGUACAUUUAUGCAUUUUUGGAACGUGGCGCAAAUGGACCUCCGUUGGCGCCGUUUGCAUAGACUGUUUAGACCUCUUUAGGGUAAAGGGGAAAACAACUGGGGCGGCAGGUAGCUUAGUGGGUAAGAGCGUUGUGCCAGUAACCGAAAGGUCGCUGGUUCUAAUCCCCGAGCCGACUAGGUGAAAAAUCUGUCGAUGUGCCCUUGAUCAAUUGCUCCUGUAAGUCGCUCUGGAUAAGAGCGUCUGCUAAAUGACCAAUUUAUAUAUUUUUUUUUAACUAGACCUAUCUCAUUCUCCUUACACAGCCACUAGAGGGCACACCUGGCCGACUCAUGACUGUUGACCUUUUCCCUACUGGCCCAUCCCCUUACCUUUGCCAUAAUAUACAGGUUUACCUGUCAUUAUGAAAUUAAUCGGGUGUAAUAUAAUUGAGGAAUAAGUCACUAUAGAUGGGCAGUGUGCUUUGUAAGCAGUUAUCUAUAUCAUGAACAGUGUCAGUGAUCAAAUGAUCUGCGUUUAUAUAAGGGCAACUCAUAACCAUGCACAGACAGCAGGGGGUGUAGUUGUGCAGUCUGUCUCUUCGACCACUGCAACCCCCUCAGGACAGCCUUGAUAGGGAGGGAGGGGUGUUGAGGAGGGGGAUGAAACAGCUCCAGCCCACCCCCUCUGUUCCCAUGUAGUUGCCCCAGCGUGCAGCAUGUGGUGUCUACCUUGGCCCCCGGCUGGUUCUCUCUCUCUUUUUCUCUUUCUUCUUUCUCCCCCCCCCCCCCCGUUGGGCAGGCAAGGUAGACCCCCAGGUUGGCCCAGGCCGGCAACCUGCUGGCAGAUGCAGCUGAAUAUUCAGAUCAGCUGGGAGAUUUAAUUUGUCUGUUAAUUGGUGGGCUGGUGUGGCGCGCUGCUGAAAGUGUCACCGCGAGGGAUUGGGAGGGCCACACGUAGGCAUGACGCACAGAGACUAGCAGCCGCUCCACGGUUCAAUAUACUGGACUCUACUACACAGUGCACUACACACAGAUGCUGGGCUGUCCAGGCGGAGAGUAGAGCGUGAGUGGUUUGGACGGUCUUGGUGUCUGUGCUCUCAAGGAGAAAACCACUGUCUCUUUUAACUUUGGUACCUUAGUCCCUGCUUAAGAACUGUUUAUAAGAGAGUAUGUCAAACAUUGGUACAGUAUUGCUGUUCGGUUUAGAUCAGCAACAGGCAACAGGCGGCCCCUAGGCCAAAACCGGUCCGCAAGUGAUUAUUUUGGGGGGGGAUUCCAAUUUUUUGCCACAAGACUGUAAAAUCAGCAGGAAUUCAGCUAAAAAUCUCUUCCCAAGUAUCCCCACAACAACAAAAAAGGUGAUCGUGUCUCAAUGUAAUCAAGGUAUGAAAUGAUUUGAAAAUACAAUCUCUUUUGGGGCUUAGUUGUGGUCAAUUUGCAGUGUACAAAUUAUAAUUUUCUGGCCCCCGACCAUUUGCGCUGACAUAAAUCGACCCGCAUCUGAAUCUAGUUGCCUACCCCUGGUUUAGAUGCAUAGAAAGAGAUUAAAUGCUAACUAGCCUGGAUAGCUAUCAACUUCAAUAAAGGAAUAUUCAGUAGUAUUUGAGAGGUGUCGUGGCUGUUUAGGACCUAAACACAAACACCGCUGAAUUGGCUGACACUGACGUUUCAACAUAAACACAACCACACAAUGUCAUGUUAUUUACGUUAUGCCUUAGGCCAUACAGUGUGAGUUUUCUGUCAACAGUAGCAUUUGAUUAACACUGACCUGGCAAUCACACAAACAUGUGAAGUGAACCGUUUCUCAAUUUCCUUAUUCUGUCUUCUCUUACAGAUUCCAGAUGAGUUUGACAAUGGUGAGUUGUUUUCUCGUUUGUUUACCCUGAUGACUGACAAUACCUGUGUAUUUAGCCUAAUCCAUAAGGUAUUUUGGAGAGGUUUUCUUUUCUCAAAGUUGAGUUAGCUUAGAGAUCAGUUUAUUUUUGCCCCCUAGGUCUCUGAGGCUUUUGGCACACCUGUGUUCCCAAACAUCUGCUCCUGGUCUGUAAAUGGAUCUCGAUUCACAUUACAUCAGUUAUGUUUUAUAGGCUACGUUCAGACAGCUGUUGGUCAUUUACUUGUGAAGGCUUAGCCCUGUUGUUUACAGUUCCCUUAGAUUUGUCAAUUAAAAAUAAGCGAUGUUGCAGGCUAUGUUUGCUUGCACCCUCAGGCAGACCUCUACCAAUCUAAUUACCAACAUAUCCAUACCAUGGUCCACCCAUUAAUUGACAGUGCUCCAGAUUAGCCCCCCUCUAGCUUGCCUGUUCUGCUGUCAGCCUAGGAUGGCGGGCAGGAAGGGGGGGUGUAUGAUCGAUCAACCCACUGAGAAAUGCCACCUUGCAUGCAUCCCACACCCAAAGCACAGGCAAUGCCAACCGCCCCCUCCAUUCUGUGUGUGACUACCACCCUGUACCCACCAGCUGGUAACCAACCCCCCAAAUGCCCCUCAGCCAUCAGUCAUCCCUAUAAACAGCCAGGCUGACAACCUGGUGAAAAGGGCCUCAUGACAAGACCGACACACAGGAAAAUGGAAAUUAGAUAGUCUUUCUCUCCAUUUCAUAGUAUUACAACCCAUUGGUUUCCACAAUAGAUUUGUAAUCCUAUCUGUCUGUUUCAUUGGUAUUUUGAUUGUCAUCCUCUCUCCCUCCACUGAGUGCAUGUUUGGCCAGUGUGGAGCUGAGAGGGAAUGUGUAGAGUUCUCCUAUGACUGGCUAUGCUAUUGAAAUGACAGAGGGCAGAGCAGGGGGACUGAGUCGCGAGGUGCCUCCCUCCCUGCUUCAAAGCUAUGCUAAUGCCAGGGACAGCUGCGGCCCUUUCCAGAAGUGUUGAUUUUAUAUCCGAUAGAACGGGGGGGGGGGGAAGUCUCCUCUUAAACGCGUAACAAUCACCCUGUUAUACCAAUAAUUACUUAAUGAAUUCCUCACGCUCCCCAAAGUCCCCUAUCGCUGUCUCUAUCUGGCACCGCUGCUGUGGCUCUCCUUAUUACCUUAGUGCCCAGAGUGCUGCUACGGCGGCUGCUGUUAUUGGCCAGUCCUGAUGCACCCACAGCGUUCAAUACCCCUAAUGAAGGCCAAUGAUGGCCUGAGGGGCCCCCGGGGGAGUGUAGAGGAAGCAUUCCUGCCCACGCGCCCUCCAUCCCAAGUGGCAGAAGGGGAUUGGGGAUGGGGGGGGGGGGGGGGAGGCAGCCUGGACGCCUCCGCUGGAUGGGUCCUCAGGGACCCGGGGCGUUGAGGUCUGGCCUGCAAACAGGCAUGCUCGCCAGACCCGUGUCGCCAUGCAAAGUGAUGGUAUUCAGAGCAGGGGCAUUAUGCUGAGGAGGAGCGUUGGACGCUGUGAAGGUGAUGAGCUCCCCAAAGACCACCCUGUUGAGGACACACUGGACUGCUUUGAAAAUACUCACUGAGGUUGGAAGUUGUUGCUUUCUCCUAGUGUGUACUGUGGAUCUAAUAAAUGGUAUUGAUGCAGUAUGCAAUCAGUCAGUACAAACACCAGAUGUAUUGCUUUAAUCUUCAAGCACUAUUAUUAGGCUUAAAUAACUGACUUGUACUUUUUGGAGGCGUUUCAUGACUUGGAAGACCUCAUCUCUUCCGGUCCAUUUUGUUAGAUCAUUCACCCUCCAUGUGUCCCAGUCAGUAUCCCACAGCAAGGAUCCUCAGAGCCCGUAUUUGGCUGUGACUUGACAAGUGGCCGUUCUGUACGACCUCCAUGUUUGCUCGCUCUGACAGAGACGUACAGCCCCUAGGAGAAUAAAGACCACCAGGGCUCCAAACAAACAAACUAACCAACCCAGCCUGCCUCCUGUACCUACCGGCCCAACCAACAGCCUGUGUCCCUAAGCCGGGUACAGCGUGGGCCAAAAUGGAAAAGAAAAGCAAGAGCCACCCCCCCCCCCCCCCCCCCCCCAACAAAAAAAAAAAGAAGAGGGAGGAGGAGAAAGGCAUUAGAGUAAUAAUGGCCUUAGGCAAACUAGUGGAGCAUAUGCCACCCCGGUCCGGGAUUAAAGGAGGCCUUUGUUGUGUCCGGAGGCCCGGCCAUCGAUCUUUCUCGCCUUUCCUCCCUCGUUCCCUCCCUACUUCUCCCCUGUUUAAAUAGACAUCCCUCCCGAGAGCAACAUAGCCUUUCCACUGGCCACAAUGGCCUGCCUCUAUUACACUGGCAAACAAGGUUAAGACGAGGCUGCCUGACCAGAGUGCUUCUGCUUGUCAAAGCCUGCUUUUCUGGGGGUCUUUUUUGUUUUUGUUUUUUGUAGCGGCCUUCCUUUCAGAGUCAAUGUCAGUCCCAACUGUGGAAAAGGACUGCUUUGUUUUUGCCAUAAUGGGGGUUCUGCUUUUGAUAAGACUGAAUUUGAUCACAGUAAUAGUGACAGCCAACUGUUACCAAUGGAGAAAAUGGUAUGCCUAUGUCCCUGAAUAUAUGGCCAGAAAUGGAGGUAACUUCCCCUCCUCUCGCUCAUCAUCAUGGAAGGACCCACUGUGGCCUGGCUGACAAAUAUUCAUCUCCUCGCCAUCCUUUUCCUGUCAUCCUCCUUUCACACUCAUCCCACCACUACUAACCCCCUGCCCCUUUAUUACCAUGAUAAAAGCGUGCCUUGAUCCAUCCUGUCCACAGUUACUCACACAGGGGCACAAACCUAUUACACAAACCAAACACAUACACACGCCACUGCAACCCCCGUCCCUCUGCAGGGGUGUGUAGCGAUCACCACCCACCCCCAGCCUGGCUUGGUUCUGCGAUCCCAUGGGAGAGGUUUGUCAACAGGGCCAGUCACAGUCCAACACUCUCUGGAAGAGUAUGUUCCUCCCAGGACUAAUAAAACAUGCAGGCCUGAUAAAACACGAAUACGCAGGCAGGCCGGAGGGGUAGGGGGUGUUUAACCAUCUCACCCACUCCCAGGCCUGCUGUUACUGGGCUGGGGGACCCAGAGGGUCCUGCCUGGUUAAACACACUGUGGCCAGGGGCUGCAGGUAGAAACAAUAAAGUGGUCAUCCUGGUUUGUUAAAAAGCUGAGGGCUGGAUACAUUUAACCACGCUCAAAUUCAGCUAUGGAUGCAAGGACUAACCAUCCAUGAUAUUAAAAUUAUAGUUUUAACCAUGUUUUGAGGCUAUUUAGUGUUUGUUUACAUUUUCUUUGUUUACAAACAUUGGAGUAAGACAAGCUUUUAUUUUGGGUUCUAAUGGCGUACGACUGUUAUACUAAGCUUAUGACGUAUUUAUAAGUUAUAUUCUUCAAGAAUCAAUGGUUACAUAUCAUUAAUUUAAGUCUAAAAAUGUAUACUGAACAAAAAUAUGCAACAUGUAACAAUUUCAUAGAUUUUUUACUGAGUUACAGUUGAUAUGAGGAAAUCAGUCAAUUGAAAUAAAUUCAUUAGGCCCUAAUCUAUGGAUUUCACAUGACUGGGAAUACAGAUACCUUUAAAAAAAAAAAAUGGGUGUCACAAUGAGCCUCAGGAUCUUGUCACAGUAUUUUUGUGCAUUCAAAUUGCCAUCGAUAAAAUAACAACCAUAGUCUGCGAUUGUGAGGCCGGUUGGACAUACUGCCAAAUUCUCUAAAACGACGUUGGAGGUGGCUUAUGGUAGAGAAAUGAACAUUCAAUUCUCUGGCAACAGCUCUGGUGGACAUUCCUGCAAUCAGCAUGCCAACUGCAUGCUCCUUCAACUUGUGACAUUGUGUUGUGUGACACAAAUUAACAUUUUAGUGGCCUUUCAUUGUCCCCAGCACAAGGUGCACCUGUGUAAUUUUCAUGCUGUUUAAGCAGCAUCUUGAUAUGCCACACCUGCCAGGUGGAUGGAUUAUCUUGGCAAAGGAGAAAUGCUCACUAAAAGGAAUGUAAACAAAUGUGUGCAUGACAUUUUUGAGAAAUAAGCUUUUUGUGCAUAUGGAACAUUUCUGGGAUCUUUUAUUUCAGCUCAUGGAAUAUGGGACCAACACUUUACAUGUUGAGUUUAUAUUUUUGUUCAGUGUGUGUAGCAACUGCUGAUUGCCCCUUUUUAAAUGCCAUUCAUUAGGACUGCAGAUGUCUACAUUCUACCACCACCGGAGUGGGCUUGAGAUGCUCAAUAACUCCUAUGGCCAAUACAUACAUGGGCCACAACUCCCCUUAGGCUAAGUGUUCAGUCUUGAGUAUGGUGUGUAGAGAAAUUAUGCUUGCUCCACACUGUUCAUCCUCUUUUAUCUCUCUUGCAGACGCCCCAGUUAUCCAGCAGUUGAGAAGGACGUUCAAGUAUUUCCAAGACUACAGACAGGUGGGUGAUAAGAAAUAAACACAAAACAGAAGAAACGGUCUCUGCCACUCCCACUGUUCAAUGUAGCCUGAUCAAUGGAUGGCUCCGCUCUACAGUUGGUAGCAUUUGCUAUGUGGCUGAUCUAGCCAGCCUUUUCCUCUGAGGCUGGAGGAUUUAGUUCAGGGAGUUAGAAUAAAAGGUCAUUGUCCGCUAAACCCCUGGGUUAACCGCUGGAUUGGGAAAUGUACACUGGGUGAGACUGGGAGCCAUGUUAGGCCUCCUGUCUGUCUUUACUGAAGCAGAGGCAGGUGCAGCCAGACUGCUUAGAGCAGGAAGGCCUCUGCAUGGGCCUGCAGCUGCUGUUCAGUUAGACCCCCUCCACACACACACACCAAAAUCCAUCUCCCUCAUAGCUCUUUGAUCUCUUCAAUGGAGCGUGAACAGCCCCCCGUGUCCUUCGUGUGUGUGUAUACACACGCGCUCCCCCCUUUUCCACCCUGCAUAUCGACAACACACACCCCCUCUCCUCCUCCCUGGCCUGUGGUCUCCUGAACAUGUCAGUUCUCUCUUCCACACGUCCCAUCUCCGUCUUGCAGCUGGUUCUUACAGGAUUAUGGCUUUAGGGUGUUUGCAGUGAUGAGGCCAGCUAAAAGCAAACCAACGGAAUAAGGAAGUGGACCACCAUCUUUAACGCUCCUGCAUUCCCACAUAAGCAGCCAAAUACUCUCCUCCAAUUUUACUACGGCGAGCCGGGAGAGGAGAAACAUCUUAUGAAUGAUGUCAAGUGUUAAAGGGAUAAGGCCUCGUUCACCACAAAAUACAAAUUGCAUACAUUUUUAAUGGAGCUUGGCUUGUUGUCAAUUGACCCACGUAGUUCUGAUGAUGUGCCACUUGCUCCUCCCACCGCAGCAUUGUGUUAUUGUAUAGUGUGAUGUAAUAUCUGUGCGCCCCCAGAUGAUCAUUGAGCCCACGAGCCCGAAGCUGCUUCCUGACCCCCUGAGGGAGCCCUACUACCAGCCCCCCUACACCCUGGUCCUGGAGCUCACAGACGUCCUGCUGCACCCCGAGUGGUCGGUACGUACCACCCCUUCCUCCCUAUCACACCUCACCCACCACCUUACUCUGGCCUCCUGGCACCAGGGGCUGGCUGGGUUUCCUGGAGGCCUUCUCUCAGUAUUUUUUUAUUAAUUUUUUUUCCACCUUUUUAUUUAACCAGGUAAGCCAGUUGAGAACAAGUUCUCAUUUACAACUGCGACCUGGCCAAGAUAAAGAAAAGCAGUGCGAUUAAAAACAACAACGCAGAGUUACAUAUAGGAGUAUAGCCUUGAAUAGAUUGGAUGGUACAUUUAUAAUUCAUAAGUAGACUCGUUUUUAUUUGUUUACUUAUGCUUUUACCUCAGCCUCCUCCCCCCGUUUGUGUGUGUGUGGCCAUCUGGCCUGCGGGUCGCUGGGGGCACACCACCUGUCUACUUCCACUAUCUGUAAAGACCCCCCCUCCUCUCACCCAUUACCUGUGGCUUCCACCUGGCCCCCUCAGAGCCCAUCCCAACCGCUACUCUAACACCACCCUCCAACUGCCCCUCUACCUGAGUAGGGAGGCUACUCCCCCUUCCCUGAGUAGUCUCCAUGCCCCCUCCCCCCUAUGACUCCUCCUAUGAGUGGCGAGUGCAGUAGACAGGUGGGGCGCGGCUGUAACCUGACACCUGCCCUCAGCAGACUUUGAUUUCUGAAGAAAAGACAAGUGUUAACAACAUAGGCCUACACCCAGGAGGUCAUCCAAAGGCUUCAACUGCCUUAAGCUGCUCUGUUUAGGCUGUUGAAAAAGCUAAAUGUAUGCUUGUAAAUAUAGCACUUUAUAACAUAACAACAAACUAAUGAAUCAGUCAUUCACUGGUUAUUUGUGUGCAUUUAUGUGGAUUUAUUGGCUGUCGAAAAAUAAAUUGUACCCUAAAUAUAACACACUAUAACGUGAUAAACGGAUUAUUUGAAAUCCAAUUAUUCACUGACUAUUUGUGUGGAUAGCUUUCAGUGAGUGUUCUAGCCAUAAUGAAUGUAUCCCAUUGAAGUUGGGCAGUAGUUAGUAUGUCUUUAAGCAUGUGAAGGGACUGGUCUGUUCUCUGGUCCUCCCCACAGCUGGCUACAGGCUGGCGCUUCAAGAAGAGGCCAGGCAUCGACUACCUGUUCCAGCAGCUAGCCCCUCUCUACGAGAUAGUCAUCUUCACCGCAGAAACAGGCAUGGUGAGUGACCACUCCACAACACAAGGGCUUGAACGCUGUUCUGGCAUGGGCCAAUGAGGACUUACAAGAUCUGGUCAAACCAUUAUUGUACCAUGUUGGUUCAAGUACAACUUUGCUGUCCUAUGUUGAUGAAUCCUCUUGAGCCAGAAUUUCCCUUAAAUCCCCCACCCACCCUUUUGUCCCUUUUGAACUUGUCUUGUGGCAAUCAACACUGCAAUUCUAUAGGUGUUGCAACAGACAACACAAGAACCCCCGUGUAGCUCAGUUGGUAGAGCAUGGCGUUUGCAACGCCAGGGUUGUGGCUUCGAUUCCCACGGGGGGCCAGUAUGAAAAUGUAUGCACUCACUAACUGUAAGUCGCUCUGGAUAAGAGCGUCUGCUAAAUGACUAAAAUGUAAUAUGUAAAUGAACUGCUACCAUAUGUCACGUUUUAGUAAAGAAGCAUUUUGUAUUGGUAAAGGCGUAGACUUGCCUGCCUCACUUACCUAACAGACACCUGCCACAGCCUCCCUCCGCCACAGCCAAUCAGGGCCGUUCUUACCGCUGGGUGUAGCUUAGCUCGUUUGUUGUGACCACACUGCACCUGUCACCUCCUUGAUUUCCCUGUAGACCUUUGUUCUAAUGGUCACCCUGAAACAAAUCCAUCACUUUUGAAUGUUAUGUCACUCCAAAUCAAAUUUUAUUUGCCACAUGCGCCGAAUACAACAGGUGUAGACAUUACCGUGAAAUGCUUACUUACAGUCCUUAACCAACAAUGCAUUUAUUUUUAAAUAAAAAAAGUAAAAUAAAACAACAACAUCAAUGAAGUGUUGAGAAAAAAAGAGCAGAAGUAAAUAAAAUAACAGUAGGGAGGCUAUAUACAGGGGGGGUACCGGUGCAGAGUCAAUGUGCAGGGCACCGACUAGUUGAGGUAAUAUGUACAUGUGGGUAGAGUUAAAGUGACUAUGCAUAAAUAAUUAACAGAGUAGCAGCAGCGUAAAAAGAUGGGGUGGAGGGGCAGUGCAAAUAGUCCGGGUAGCCAUGAUUAGCUGUUCAGGAGUCUUAUGGCUCGGGGGUAGAAGCUGUUGAGAAGCCUUUUGGACCUAGACUUGGCGCUCCGGUACUGCUUGCCGUGCGGUAGCAGAGAGAACAGUCUAUGACUAGGGUGGCUGGAGUCUUGUGACAAUUUUGAGGACCUUCCUCUGACACCGCCUGGUAUAGAGGUCCUGGAUGGCAGGAAGCUUGGCCCCAGUGAUGUACUGGGCCGUACGCACUACCCUCUGUAGUGCAUUGCGGUCGGAGGCCGAGCAAUUGCCAUACCAGGCGGUGAUGCAACCAGUCAGGAUGCUCUCGAUGGUGCAGCUGUAUAACCUUUUGAGUAUCUGAGGACCCAUGCCAAAUCUUUUCAGUCUCCUGAGGGGGAAUAGGCUUUGUUUUUGCCCUCUUCACGACUGUCUUGGUGUGUUUGGACCAUGAUAGUUAAUUGGUGAUGUGGACACCAAGGAACUUGAAGCUCUCAACCUGUUCCACUACAGCCCCGUCGAUGAGAAUGGGGGCGUGCUCAGUCCUCAUUUUUUUCCUGUAGUCCACAAUCAUCUCCUUUGUCUUGGUCACGUUGAGGGAGAGGUUGUUAUUCCAAACUAACACUGUUGACGAUUCUUGAUAUCAAACAACAUCCCUAAUGUUGCGUUUGACUGUUUUGUUGUUUUGGAACCAAUAUGCCUCACCCCGAUUGUUUGUCCUAAUUACCUACGUCUUUGCCAACAGGCGGGCUCAGAACGGGCUGCCUUUUGGGCUGUGAAGACCCCUUUAUUUAUGGCAACAUUUAUAUGCAAAUGAGCCAUGCGCAGCUCAGGGUCUAAUUGGCCCCUUGUUUAGGGACUGUUGUUUUCUCUCGGUGAAGGUCAGCCUCAGUGUUAUGGUGACCUGCAGCAGUGACUGUGCCAAGUCAAACUGAAGCCUGUCUAACUCCGCUAGCUGCAGCCCUACGGGGGAUGGAUCAUUAACCCAUCAAAGUUUUCUGUGCUUCAUAUUGUCACAUGUAUUCUUCACCUGCCCACUGCAGUAGUGCUGACUAAACCAUGUAGUUCUAUGAGAAGCUGUUACUUUAGAUUUUCUAAUGCAAAGAGAUUUUAAGUAGGAUUUUAUGAGUAGUAACCAGGAAACUAGACCCUGACGACACAAUCAUAAGUCUAUCCCAAUCCUCAGCCCAAAUCUAGCUAUGUAACCAAUGGCCAUCAUGCAUAUGCAGAAGCAUCUAGCAUGUCAAUGCUGUGUGAGGUUGUGAUGUAAUGAGUGUUCUCUCUCCCAGACGGCGUACCCUCUGAUUGACAGCAUCGACCCCCAGGGCUUUGUCAUGUACCGCCUCUUCAGGGACGCCACACGUUACAUGGAGGGACAUCACGUCAAGGUAAACAAAUCAUCAGGCUGACCUUCCACCACGGCCACCAUGUGUGUGUACUGUUGUUUCCAAUAACACAGCAUUCCGUGAAUUGAAUGUCUUCCAUGUUUCUGAAUUUAAAACAAAGACAGGUCAUGUUAGUCUAUAAAAGCCAACAAAUUGUUCAGACAAAUGCCCUGGUUUGCUUUAGUUUGGAUGCUCUUUCGUUUCUCUCGCUCUCUCUCUCUGUUAUUUUCUAAGACAUGAGUUGAGUUUAAGACUCUGAGAUGUUGCUGUGCUCCUUUUCAACCCUGCUCCUCCUGGGCCAAGCCCCCAGCCCAGAACCCCCGGCGCCCCUCUCGACUGUGACCCGGUCGGCACAAUGGUGCCAUACCCCCCGUGUCUCCGCUGCAUAGCCGCCUUCUGCUCCAGCAUUGAUUUUCCUAUGCUCCGACUCCAUCCCUCUUUCUCUCCUCCUCGGCCCCUGACAAUAGGGGUUUCUUCCCCUCCCUCCGCCUCCCCUUUCUGGGCCUCAUUAACCUUAUGCCUCCCUCUCCCCCACUCUCCAACAGCCCUGAGUCAGUCUCCAUGCAUGGCUGAAGUACAGUAGUGUUAACUUUGUUAAACUAAGUUAACCUAACUUGUCAUCAGAGAGAACCUCUAAGACAAUACUGUAUAAGAUGGAUACUGUUGCUUUACUCAUGUCGUCUGCAAUCUAUUACAUGGUUGUAUCAGAGCAGACUGUAACGGACAUGCCUAGCUUACAUCACCAUGUUUCAAUGGAGUGCUUUUGUAAUGCAUGGGAAAACUAGGUUGGCCUGGUAGUGAAUGUGUGGUUAUGGUCCCUACAUGGCCUAGUGGUUGUGACGUGUAUGGCUGAAGUGGUGUGUAGGUGUAUAGGUAUACCUUUUCUAUGUGAAGAUGCAUGGCCAUGUAUUAUUCAUAGAGGUCAGUUCUUUCCAUGUUAAUCACUCACUACUAAAACUCAUAUUCAUCGGGAAACAUUAAGAAUUGAUGAGGGUAACCUGCUACCUCGUGCUAUGCACCACUUUGAUGUAUUUAUUUGGUGCUUAGUCAUCCUGACUCUAACGUUACAUACAGGAUCUUCUCCUCUCCUUCUGUGUACUCACCUGAAUUCACGUGUCUCCUGUCCCCUUCCCCUUCCUUUGGUGACCUUCUGCCCAUCUCUCUGUCUCUACCUCCUCUCUCCUCCUCCCCCUUCCCAAGCUCCCUCUCACCUCCGUCGCCUUCCAUCUGGCCCUCUGAAAAGCAACAGGGAGGCAGAAAGGGAGCGAGAGAAAGGGAGGUCUGAAUAGAGAGUGGAGUCCCCCGAGGCCUCAGGCGUCUGUCCAAUGGUGAAUUUCGAUGGUGUUUUUCCCCAAAAAAGUUUUCAAACGAUGUGGAGCCACAGUUGAUGCGAUGUGCCAAUAAAAUCAGCGAGCCUGACGACUCACAAUAUCAGCCGGUCAGUCUAAUUAACUGUGGAUAGAAUCAGGCUGUGGUAGAAUCAGCCAUUGAUGUUGAUGACAAGUCCAACUUUGAGGGGUGAGAUGUGGACUAGUUUAGAACCCCCCCCUGAAGACAGAGGGCAGUUAGUGGAGGGCACAACCUUCUGUCACAGGUGGACCGACUGGAUGGAGUUGAACAAGACUGUUGAGUGCUCGACUGCCCCACCAAAUUUGCGUUUCAGAGAUCAGUUUUCAUUUAGUUUAUUUUCAGUUCAAAUUGUCAUUUCAUUCUCCAUGGGAGUGUCAGAUUUAAGUAGUCAUACUAGUACAUCGUAUUUGUUUACCCUGCGCACCAAACUUGUGGGUAGGUGUGUGUAUAUAACCCUAUGAGAGGGUGUGUGUGUGUGUGUGUGUGUGUGGGUUGGACACAUACCUACUCUGGCUUGCUGCCUGUUUCUUUGUUAGGGGCAUCACAGAGCACGGCUGCCUGUGAAACCGGAUCCCUACAGUGCCUUUAGAAAGUAUUCAUACCCCUUGACUUAUACCAAAUGUUGUUUUACAGCCUGAAUUUAAAAUUAAUUAAAUUACAAAAAAAAUCUCACUAAUCUACACACAAUACCCAAUAAUGACAAAGUGAAACAUGUUUAUAGAAGUUUUAGCAAAUUUAUUGAAAAUGUAAUACAGAAAUAUCUAAUUUACAUAAGUAAAGUGUUAAUGAAUACUUGACACCUAGCAUCAUAACAUGUCAUAACCAUGUCUUAACAGCUGACAUAAUAUGGUCAUAACACUGUCAUGACCCAUAUAUUUACACCUGUUGUGACAUAUUGCGUUAAUUAAUGGCUGGUUAUGACACCUACAUAAGUGUCAAAACCCACAUUUUAUUUGAAUGUGUUUUUUCCCUGCCAGGAAGUUUCCUUUCGUUUUGAAAGUUUGUUUCUUAAAUCCUUUGUUGUAAUGAUUUCUUUAGUCGUCUUUUUCAUCACAUUUCAAAUAACUUAGUAAAUACACUGACACUGUCAAGAAGCAUUAAGGCCAUCAGAAUCAUAUAAGACAGAAAGGCCUAUCAUGUACAUGCCCUUAUGUCAGUCAUCAGUCAAAAAGAGGGUCUUGUCCUGCUCCUGAAAUCUGCUCCUGCAUUCAUCCCAGUCAUCAGCAACAGAGCAUUUGUGUAGGUGCAAGUCUGACAUCAAUGUGUGUGCAUUUCAAACAAUGUUAUAACCUAAAAAUACUGUAGACAAAUAGGCUAUGGUGUAAUGGAAUGUUUUGCCUUGUGUGGUAGGUUAUGUGGGUUUUGACACUUAUGUAGGUUUCAUAACCAGCUAUAAAGUAAAGCAAUAUUUCACAACUGGCAUGACAGUGUUAUGACCAUAUUAGGACCGGUUAUGACGCUAGGUGUCAAGUGUUACCAAGUAUUCACACCCCCUGAGUCAAUACUUUGAAGAAGCACGUUUGACGGCGAUUUCAGCUUUCAGUUGUCUUGGGUAUGUCUAUCCGUUUUGCACAUCUGGAUUUGGGGAUUUUCUCAAGCUCUUAAAUUAAAUGUGGAGCGGUGGUGAACAUCAAUCUUCAAGUCUUUCCACAGAUUUUGGAAUGGGAUUCAAGUCUGGGCUUUGGGGCUAGGCCGCUCAAGUACUUUCACAUUCUUGUUCUGAAGCCAUUCCAGCGUUACUUUGGCUGUAUGCUUGGGGUCAUUGUCCUGGUGGAACAAAUCUUUGCCCCAGUCUGUCGUUUGCACUGAAGCAGGUCCUCAUCAGGGAUUUGCCUGAAUUUGGCUCCAUUCAUUGUUCCCUCUAUCCUUACCAGUCUCCCAGUACCUGCUGCUGAAAAGCAUCCCCAUAGCAUGAUGCUGCCACCACCAUGCUUCACGGUAGGUAUGGUGUUAGUUGGGUGAUGAGCUCUCCCUGGUUUUCGCCAGACAUAGUGCUUUUCAUUCAGGCCAUUUUUGUCUUAUCAGACCACAAUCUUUUGCCUUAUGAUCUGUCUUUUACGUUCCUUUUUGCAAACUUCAGGUGUGUUGUCGUGCCUUUUUCUCAGGAGUGGCUUCCGUCUGGUCACUCUCCCAGAUUGGUGAAGUGCUGUAGAGACUUCUCUCCAUCUUAGCCAAUUAACUCUGUAGUUCUGUCAGAGUGGUCAUUGGGUUCUUGGUCACCUCCCUGACCAAGGUCCUUCUUGCCCUGUUGCGCCGUUUGGUCGGAAGGCCAGCUCUAGGCAGAGUCUGGGUAGUUCCAUCAUUGUUUUAUUUCCCAAUGAUGGAGCACACUGUGCUCUUGGAAACGUUCAACACUCUAGAAGUUGUUUUAUACCCUUCCACAAAUAUAUGCCUCAUCAUAAUUAUAUCUCUGAGAUCUCCAGACAGUUCCUUGGGCUUCAUGGUAUAGUUUCUUCUCUGACAUGCACUGUCAACUGUGGGAUCUUAUAUAGACAGGUGUGUUUCAUUCUAAAUCAUGUCCAAACAAUUGAAUUGGCCACAGGUGGACUCCAAGUUUUAACGACAUCUCAAGGAUGAACAAAGGAAAUUGGAUGCACCUGAGCUCAAUUUGGAGUGUCAUAGCAAAGGGGUGUGAAUACUUAUGGAAAUUAGAUUUCUGUAUUUUGAUUUUCACUUAAUUUGCAAAAAUGUCUAAACAUAUUUUUCACUUUGUCAUUAUGGGGUAUUGUGUCUAGAUGGGUGAGAGAAAAAAAUCAAUUUAAUCAAUUUUGAAUUUAGGGUGUAACACAAUGUGGUAUAAGUCAAGGGGUAUGAAUACUUUCUGAAGCACUGUAUGCAUCACAUGGCCCAACUCUCAACUACACAUGUGCCAAACACACAUACUGUAUUUAUCUGACUGAAAUAAUAAGUUAUCAUAGAGGCUGACCAACUCUGUAAGCACAGACAUCAAUACAUCACUCAUAAACUCAUUACUGCACCUCACACUAGGCUAAUGUAGAAACGCACACUCGUCAAUAUACAUACUCCCACGUUCUCUUGGGGAUUGGGCCCCGUCUCAGAAGGAAGGCAGACGCUGAUUAUUUAUUGGGAGUGAGGAGAGCGUGCCUGUUCUUUCCUAUACCCACACACACACACACACACACACACUCACUGCAGGCCCCUCCCCCUGCUCUGACAGGCUAGUCAGCAGCACCUCAGGGGGAUCCAGAUGACCUCAGCGAUAGGGAGAACUCGGCGUCCCUCUCCAUCUGCUCCCCAGGCCCACUACUGAGACUCAAUGCACAGGGCAGGCCAGGGGAAAGUGUGUGUGUGUUCUCCCCUCUAUAAAUGUGUGUGUAUAUGCAAACAUUACAUUUAUUGAUGAACUAAGAUGAUUGCAAGCCAUUUGUGUAUUUCUUCCAAUUGUCACAAUUACUAUUAAACAAUGAAAGGGAUAGAUUUAAUUUUUACAUCAACUUUCUUAAGAUAAAUUACUCUUCAGAGAGUGUCUUGUAACUCAACUCUCUCUCUUCCACCCUCCCCUCCCCUGUAGGACGUGUCGUGUCUGAACCGGGACACCUCCAAGGUGAUCGUGGUGGACUGUAAGAGGGAAGCCUUCAGCCUGCAGCCUUUCAACGGCAUGGCUCUGACGAAGUGGGACGGCAACUCAGAGGACCGAACACUCUACGACCUAGCUCAUUUCCUCAAGAGUAAGUGUGUGUGUGUGUGUGUGCGCAAUGGCAUGUGUGUCGACUAAUCUGUUCCUUCCCAGACACUAUUCACUCGUGUUUCUCUCUGGCAGCCAUUGCUCUCAGUGGAGUGGAUGACGUGCGUUCUGUCCUGGAGAACUACGCACUGGAAGACGACCCAAUAGAGGCCUUCAAACGCAGACAAGCGCAGCUAGCACAGGUACAGUCCAAACAAACCCAAUGUUUAGGAGCAAUGGAUGACAACUAACAAAUACACUAACGUUACCAACCAACAGAAGUGUCCUUAUCCUCAAACAUUACAUUUUCAGUAGGAAAAACCUUUUCACUGUUGAUAGCUUGUCGCCCUUUCUCCAACUGUUUUGUGAGAGCUUUAGAGCAAUAGUCCAUUAGAUCCUGAUGUAACUGUAGAUAUUGAUGGGUGUGUGGACAGGAGGAGGAGCAGAGGUUGGCAGAGCUGGCCCAGCAGAAGAAGCAGGGCAUCUCCUUGGGCUCCAUCGCCGGACGGUUCUGGCGCUCCAAACAACAGUGA